This is a messenger RNA of Mus pahari (shrew mouse), 693 nucleotides long. RefSeq names its product cytochrome c oxidase subunit 5A, mitochondrial. Gene Ontology annotation, biological process: mitochondrial electron transport, cytochrome c to oxygen. The record is from RefSeq and is a predicted model, not a curated record. NCBI's taxonomy places the organism in Eukaryota, Metazoa, Chordata, Mammalia, Rodentia, Muridae. Bases 97 to 537 code for a protein of 146 amino acids. Gene Ontology annotation, cellular component: mitochondrial inner membrane. The transcript is spliced from 5 exons.
GUCGCUGCGUGAGUCCGGCCCCCACGAACUGCUGUACCGCCCGCGAGCUCACACCGGCUUCUCUUCAGCCCCAGCCAGUGCGCUGUGGUCGCCGUCAUGCUCGCCGCUGCCCUCCGUCGCUGUACCGCAGCCGCGGCUGCCCGAGGCCUCCUGCACCCCGUCUCGGCUCCCAGCCCCGCCGCCGCUGUCUGUUCCAUUCGCUGCUAUUCCCAUGGGUCACAUGAGACAGAUGAGGAGUUUGAUGCUCGCUGGGUGACAUACUUCAACAAGCCAGACAUUGAUGCCUGGGAAUUGCGUAAAGGGAUGAAUACACUUGUUGGCUAUGAUCUGGUUCCUGAGCCCAAAAUCAUUGAUGCUGCAUUGCGGGCAUGUAGACGGUUAAAUGAUUUUGCUAGUGCUGUUCGCAUCUUGGAGGUUGUUAAGGACAAAGCAGGACCUCAUAAGGAAAUCUACCCCUAUGUCAUCCAGGAACUUAGACCAACUUUAAAUGAAUUGGGAAUCUCCACUCCAGAGGAGCUGGGCCUUGACAAAGUGUAAACUCUCUUCGAUGGGCUUCCCAAGGACUUAACUGCUAUUGCUACUUGAUUGAAACAGUUGCCUGGAAAUGUUUUAUUUGAACAAAUUUUCCUUUGAGUAUCAAACCAUGUAAUAGUAACUUGGACUUUAAUAAAGGGAAAUGAGUUUGAACUGAAA